Messenger RNA from Lodderomyces oxycetoniae, 3291 nucleotides. RefSeq lists its product as uncharacterized. NCBI's taxonomy places the organism in Eukaryota, Fungi, Ascomycota, Pichiomycetes, Serinales, Debaryomycetaceae. The transcript has a single exon. Gene Ontology annotation, biological process: early endosome to late endosome transport. Gene Ontology annotation, molecular function: guanyl-nucleotide exchange factor activity; SNARE binding. Gene Ontology annotation, cellular component: late endosome; tubular endosome; plasma membrane. The coding region runs from base 1 to 3291 and encodes 1096 amino acids. The record is from RefSeq and is a predicted model, not a curated record.
AUGGUACAACAUCAGCAAAGAGUACUAUCAUCGUCAUCAUCGUCGUCGCUGCAUCUUCCAGUUUUAUAUAAUCCAUUACUCAACUGCAUAUUCAAUAAUCCUAAUCACACUAAAUCGCCUUUUAAAAAUGUUAUUGAGGAAUUGAAGUUGAAGCAUAAUCAAUAUACGAUAGUUGUACCGUCUGCACACAUAUUAAACGAGUUUCACGAUCCGGCAACUGACAAUUCAACAUCCAAGACUUUAUUGAGGGAUCUAUGCUAUAACAAUGAAGAGUUUAUCAAGGCCCAUCUUAUCAAAACGGGCACUCCAGUAUCUUCAACAAUAACUCCAAUAUCAAAGGAGCAACUGGUGAUUUACAAUACAAUGAACAAUAAACAAGUCUUGAUCAAAAAUAGAAUGAUAUACACUGGUAAGGGGUUCAAACGAAGCUUGAAGCUCAAGAUUGCGUCGAUUCUGUAUUUUAAAUCAUUUUGCGACUAUUUCCCUAAAGGGUGCCAGUUUAUGAUUAUAUAUAUUGAGAGUUCGUUGAUUGGUGGAUUACCUCCGCCGCCUCCUAUAAGGCGAAUAUCUCCACCAUUACCUGAGUCUAAUGGAUCCAUCAGAUCAAAUACUUCCUCGAGCCAUGAUCUAGACUCAAUUACUUUUGAGAAAUUACUAAGAGGAUUCCCCUUAUUGUCAAAAGCCGUGAGCGAUAAAUUUUAUCAACUUUUCCAUCAUAAUAAUUACCAGUUCCACCAGUUACGUAUGCAUUCCAGAAAAAAGCUCAAGAAUAUUAAAAUCGAGUUUCAAAAGAUUCUAGAUGAAGCCUUCAAUAUCAUUCUGGAUAGCGUUAAGGAGGAAAACCCUAAUAGUGAGCAAACAUAUAAUCUAAUCAACCAUAUAGUCAGCAUGUACCCGGGAAUCGACUUGAAUAAACUCGUCCACGAGUAUGUCGAGUUGAAUCUUUACGAUGUGCUAUGGUCGCAAUUGAUUUUCCAAUACAACUAUCCAAAUGAUGAUAAGGAAUCUUAUGAUCCAGAAGCAAUCAAAAAUUUGACUGCUUCUGAUUAUGAUAAAUUGUCGUGUUUGUCAUUGAAUCAAUUAGACGUGCCAGUAAGUGAACCGUGGCAUAUGAACGAGUUACAUGAGCGAAUCUACCUCGCGGUACAAGAGUUUAAAAAACUAUCCGAUUCAUCAGUUCUAAAUCUGACAUCAAAAACAGCUGUUGUAUACAAGACUAUUGAGAUUUUGUCUCAAUCGACUAAAUCAAGCAAAUUGAUAAUCGAUGCUGAUACGUUGAUGGCAUUACUUAUAAUGACUGUUGCUCACUCAAGAGUAGACAAUUUAGAAGCGCACAUUUACUAUAUCAAAAAUUUUAGCUCAUCUGAUAGGGCAAAUGACGGCCAGUUCAACUAUAUAAUGAGCAAUUUAGAUGCUGUACUAUGUCACUUGUCGGAUAGGAAGACUGUAAAUGGGUUUGUUCAGCUUGCACAAAGCUCACAAUUAAACUAUGAUUUGUGGAGUACAAUCUUUGAUGAAGAUGUAGAUAAAUCAAGGAAAAUCAUUGAGCUGGUCCAAGAAAAGUAUACCGAUAAGGAACUUCCCGAGAGUCAUUAUUUACGAAGCAAGAAUAUCAGCUGUGAGAGUGCAUUGAAUUUUGCCAUCAAAGCGAAAAAUUUCAAAGUAUACGACUUGUUAAUGAAUUCGGAUCCGCAGUGGUUUUCUAUUGAUGAUAUUUUGUUUGAUAUGAAUGUGAUGAAUAACCAAAACUUGUUGAUGUAUGGCCUAAUUGAAGAAACCGAUGAACGUAUUGUAGAUGAUUUAAUAAAUAUCAUCACCAAUAAUGCAACUGUAGCUGAACAAAUAGCAUAUUACAAUAUGAGAGAUAAAUAUGGUCGAGCAGUUGGUCAUUAUCUCUUUCAUAAUCACAAAUUAAUUUCAAAGAUUGGACAUUUGAUCGAUUGGGAGCUCAAGGAUAAUAACUCGCACACUCCGUUGUUUAGUCUUUGUCGAUGUUAUGAUCAUCCAAACUAUACUGAAAUUGUGAAGACCGGGUUUGAUGUUGUUUACGCAAAGUAUGGAAAAAAAGGAAUAGAUUUUGACAAACAUGUGGAUAAGUCUGGUAACUCCUUGUUGCAUGUCAUUUUGAAAGGUAUACCAGAAACUCGAAUCCUUUCAAAUACUGAGAAUUUGAUCAAUAUCAAUAUCCUCAAUUUGAAAAACUUGACACCGUUGAUGCUCUAUGUCAAAUAUAAUAGACUUGAAAAUCUUCAAAAUAUUUUAUUGGAUGAUAGGCUCGAGUUCAUGUAUGAGGAAAAUAAAACUUGUUACAACGUGUUUGAUUAUCUUAGCUUCCUGAUGGCAAAGUCAUUGAAUAGUGAAAAAUUGAAGAGUAUUGAAAAUCUUUUGGUAGAUUACUAUUUGACAAAUUAUUUCCCGUCUCCCAAUGCUACUGGUAGUGGUAGUGGUAGUGGUAGUGGUACCGGUAAUGCUGCUGAUGGUGCACUACUCUUUGCACAAAAUGGAAAGUACGACUCAAAUAGCAGAGAUUGGCUAAUACAAUUCAAAAACAGUAAAGGAAAUGUGGGAGUCAAAUCUGUCACUUUGUUAAAACAGUUGAUGUACUUGAACAAGUUAAAGAGGCCAUUUUCAACGUUUCUCGAGAAUGACAUAUUUUGGAGAAACUAUUCUACAAACUACUCUACUUCACCAAUGUUCCACAAAUUUAGGGUGAAUAAGUUAAUCAACCGGUUCAACAUUAUGUUGCAGAGUAUAGUUUUCCAAGAGAAUAUUGAUGGAAAAUCCUUUUUCAAAGCAUUUAUCAGUGGCGAUGGAAUGGAUACUCUGAUUUUAGAGCUGAAACAAAAAAUCAUGGCGCGUUUUGAAUCUGAAAAAGAGUCACUUGGUGUGGUUAAGCUCAAACGUAAUCAUAUUCAGGAGAUGGAAUUUUUUCUCAAUUUCACCCAAGAUGAAAUCAAAAAAUGGGCUCAGGUAGUUGGCAAAAUGACCAAACUAGUAUUGAUUGGAGAACAAAAACAACUUGACUUGAAAAACGUUGAAGAUGUUACACACAGUCGCUUAAAUGAAAAAGCGUUUUUCAGCAAGAAUUUCGAUAUUUCCGAGUAUACACCACAAAGUGGCAGUUUUGGGCACUUUGGUGAUUACAUGUUAUGGAUUGAACAAGUUGGGUUUGAGUUGUUGAAAAAUAUCAAUAAAAUUUCUACAGAUGUCAAUUUAUGGAAGGAAUUAUACCACAAUAUAUGCCAUGUAAACCAAGAGUUGAAGUCGAUGGAAUUAGUCACGGAUGGUUGA